Annulohypoxylon maeteangense is the source of this 498-nucleotide messenger RNA. Its product is annotated as cytidine deaminase-like protein. Lineage: Eukaryota; Fungi; Ascomycota; Sordariomycetes; Xylariales; Hypoxylaceae. The transcript is spliced from 3 exons. The record is from RefSeq and is a predicted model, not a curated record. The coding region runs from base 1 to 498 and encodes 165 amino acids. Gene Ontology annotation, cellular component: cytosol. Gene Ontology annotation, molecular function: cytidine deaminase activity; zinc ion binding.
AUGUCUUUGCAAUACGAGAAACACUCUGCUAAUGAUGCGGACGCGGUUAAAAAGACUUGCUCGAAAUAUGGGUUGACAACUGAAGAAUUUAGCGAACUACAUCAGCGAGCUGUUGCCGCCAAAUCGACAGCUUACUGCCCAUAUAGUCAAUUUCGAGUUGGUUCGGCAAUCAUAUCUAUCAAUGGCGUCUAUUUCAGCGGAGCCAAUGUUGAGAAUGCAUCGUACCCGGUUGGAACGUGUGCUGAACGCGUUGCCUUCGGCAAGGCUGUUACCGAAGGACAACGGAAGAUGAAAGCUGUAGCUGUGUCAACCGAUAUAACUCCUCCGGCUAGUCCGUGCGGAAUGUGUCGCCAAUUCAUUCGAGAGUUUUGCGAUCUUUCCGUUCCAAUCAUCAUGUUCGAUAAGAAUGACGAUUAUAUAGCAUUGCAUCUUGAACAGUUGUUACCCUUGUCUUUUGGACCCGAAGCACUUCCUCCGCCGGGAUCACGCUCUGCUUGA